This is a messenger RNA of Girardinichthys multiradiatus, 1818 nucleotides long. RefSeq names its product cell death inducing DFFA like effector b (gene cideb). The transcript is spliced from 6 exons. The record is from RefSeq and is a predicted model, not a curated record. Lineage: Eukaryota; Metazoa; Chordata; Actinopteri; Cyprinodontiformes; Goodeidae. Gene Ontology annotation, biological process: regulation of apoptotic process; apoptotic process. Bases 493 to 1119 code for a protein of 208 amino acids.
UUUUUCACAGUUUGCUAUUUCGGUGUUGAUGUUGUUAAGUGUCAUAAAUACGUUUAUUGAUAAAUACAUUAGGUUUACGCAACGUCUCAGUAUUGACAAUGUCGAGCUUCUUUUUUUUUUUAAGAAUCAUGCAAUUCACUGUGACAUCCUGGAUAUCAGCUUCUGAACCAAGUUCUGACUGCAGGACCAAAACGCAUCGAUAGGAGCUCGGAAGCAGCACGGUGAACUGAACGUUUUUAUUAUAAUAAAACAGCAAGAAAAACAGGAGAAGCAAAGAAUGAGUAAAAGGCAAGCAAAUAGAGCAGAGUAAACAGAAGAAUCCAGGAGUGAGAGAAGAAACCAGAGCUUAAAUACAGAGAAGUGAGGAGAUUACAUGGCAAGCAGGUUUGAGGCAAAGUCCAGCUCCCAGGUCACACAGAGGAGCUCAGACAUUUUGUCACUGGAAAAACACCCAACAAGGCUGAGAGAGUAGAGAAGAAGACAGUGCGGAGAAUGGAUUCCACAUCUUCAUUCUUCAAAUCUGUGACCAGGCGGGUCUGGUCCCCGCCUCAGCGACCUUUCAGAGUCUGCUGUAACAGAAGGGAGACCAAGAAAGGGAUCACAGCAGGGACCCUGGAGGACCUGAAAGAGAGGGUAUGCCAGGCUUUGCUGCUGACCAUUUCUGCAGCGUCUGUGUACCUGGUAUGUGAGGAGGACGGUACUGAAGUGGACUCUGAUGAGUUCCUCAUGACCCUACCGGACAACACCAUGCUCAUGGCCUUAGAGACUGGACAGACAUGGAAACCACAGGCGGGUUCAAUUGUUCUUAAAAACCACGACAAGCCUCGUACUGGCAGAGACAUAGCGCGAGUCACCUUUGACCUUUACAGAAUAAGCCCUAAGGAUGUGUUUGGCUCCCUGAGUGUGAAGGCUACAUUCCAAGGCCUGUACUCUGUGAGCGCCGACUUUCAGUGUCUGGGGCCCAAGAAGGUCCUCAGGGAAGCGCUGCGCCUCGCCUCCACCCUCCUUCAGGCCGCAGGACACCUGCUUAUCAGCUCUGCAUCCAUGAUCCGCCGCGUCAUCGAAGGCACUGAGCUCUGGCAGCCGCAGAGGGCCGAGUACACAGCAAGCUGGCAUUAAAUCCCUGGCUUGUGCUGUCGACUCAAAAAUGUUGUUUCAUUGAGGUGUUUUGAGUUUACUCUUACAAUUAGACAUAUAACUGGGUAACAGUAUUACAAAUAUAAGAUGCUUUUCUCCUUAAAACAACCAGAAACUAAACAGUAACAAUAUUAAUAACUGUAUAAAUUUUUAUUUUUGAUGAGUGAGCUCUUUAGUCAUUUAUUCUGACUGUGGUUUGUCUCUUUUAGAAUAUGUUGUAGAUUUGAUUUAUGAUUGAUUUCUACGUCACGAUAAGGAAUGUGAUCAUCUUAUCCAAAACAGAUGUGUGACUAAGAAGUGGCCCAAGGAACUAAUCAGGACCUCCGUCUCGAAAACGUUUUGAUCUCAGGGACAUUUUGAGGGCUGAAUGUUGAGAAUAUCAUUUGUAAUAUGUUGUGCCAUGACUACCUUGACUGUAUUUAAGUCUAAAAGUCAAAAAGAGCCAUCAGUUCUUAACAAAAACAACAGUUUGAGCAGCACUAUGUAGCUGGAUAAGAAGGAAAUAAGCCACAUCAUUCUUGGAUUUUUUUUUUUGUUCUUUUGUACAAUAUAUUUUAUGUAAUUUCCUUGAACUUUUCUAUUUUGCGGUCGAUUUUCUGUGAAUAUGUUUCUAAUGAAGGGCCAUACUUUAAAUAAAAGUGUAAAAUAUAAAUUUACCAAAUAAAAACGUAUCAAUAUUCA